CCCCCAAACCCCGACCGCCGGCCUGGCGCGCGGCUGCGCCUACCGGCUCCGCGCUGCCGCCGCCGCCGCCGCCGCCACCGCCGCCCCGCCGUUCCCCCGGCCCGCGGGCCGCCCAGGCUAGUGCCCGGGCCGGCCUGCGUCGGCCCUCGGCGCGGGUGCCCGCCGCCGCGCCGCGCCCCGGCCGGGCGUGGAUGGAGGGCGCCGCGCGCCCAGCCCGCUGCUCGGCGUGACGCGGGCCCCGCGCCCCGCGCCCACCAUGUCCUACCCGCAGGGCUACCUGUACCAGGCGCCCGGCUCGCUGGCGCUCUACUCGUGCCCGGCGUACGGCGCGUCGGCGCUGGCGGCGCCGCGCAGCGAGGAGCUGGCGCGCUCAGCGUCGGGCUCGGCGUUCAGCCCGUACCCGGGCUCGGCGGCCUUCACGGCACAGGCGGCCACGGGCUUUGGCAGCCCGCUGCAGUACUCGGCCGACGCUGCCGCCGCCGCGGCCGGCUUCCCGUCCUACAUGGGCGCUCCCUACGACGCGCACACGACCGGGAUGACAGGCGCCAUCAGCUACCACCCGUACGGCAGCGCGGCCUACCCGUACCAGCUCAACGACCCGGCGUACCGCAAGAACGCCACGCGGGACGCCACAGCCACGCUCAAGGCCUGGCUGAACGAGCACCGCAAGAACCCCUACCCCACCAAGGGCGAGAAGAUCAUGCUGGCCAUCAUCACCAAGAUGACCCUCACGCAGGUGUCCACCUGGUUCGCCAACGCGCGCCGGCGCCUCAAGAAGGAGAACAAGAUGACAUGGGCCCCGAGGAACAAAAGCGAGGAUGAGGACGAGGACGAGGGCGACACGGCGAGAAGCAAGGACGAGAGCCCCGACAAGGCGCAGGAGGGCAAUGAGACAUCGGCGGAGGACGAAGGGAUCAGCCUGCACGUCGACUCGCUCACGGAUCACUCGUGCUCAGCCGAGUCGGACGGGGAGAAGCUGCCGUGCCGCACCGGGGACCCCCUGUGCGAGUCGGGCUCCGAGUGCAAAGACAAGUACGAGGACCUGGAGGACGAGGAGGACGAAGAGGAGGAGGCCGAGCGGGGCCUGGCGCCGCCCAAGCCCGUGACCUCGUCGCCGCUCACCGGCGUGGAGGCGCCGCUGCUGAGCCCCCCACCGGAGCCAGCGCCCCGCGGGGGCGGCGGCGGCAAGACGCCCCUGAGCAGCCGGACGUCGCCAGGCGCGCCGCAGCCCGCCAGCAAGCCCAAGCUGUGGUCGCUGGCCGAGAUCGCCACGUCGGACCUGAAGCAGCCGAGCUUGGGCCCGGGCUGCGCGCCCCCGGGGCUGCCUGCGGCCGCCGCGCCUGCCUCGUCGGGGGCCCCGCCCGGCGGCUCGCCCUACCCCGCCUCGCCGCUGCUCGGCCGCCACCUCUACUACACGGCGCCCUUCUACGGCAACUACACGAACUACGGGAACUUGAACGCCGCGCUGCAGGGCCAGGGGCUCCUGCGGUACAACUCGGCGGCCCCCGGCGAGGCGCUGCACGCGGCACCCAAGGCGGCCAGCGACGCGGGCAAGGCGGGCGCCAAUCCGCUCGAGCCCCACUACCGGCCCCCGGGCGGCGGCUACGAGCCCAAGAAAGAUGCCGGUGAGGGCUGCACCGUGGUUGGCGGGGGCGUCCAGCCCUACCUAUAGAAGGGCCAGCGUGGCGUGCAAAUACAAACACCAGAUCUCUAAUCCGGACCACAUCUUGUGCCACUGUAAGGAGAAGGAUCCACCCAGCACUGUCCACCCACAGACUCUAGUGAUUGGAACAGACUGUUGUUGGACAUACGUGAAUUUGUCGGCAUAGUAUAGCUCCCCCAAUGUAUGUGUGACUCUUGGAAACAAUCUGUUUUUCUCAGGAUAUCUUGAAUUGAUCACUUCAUUGCCACGGUAUAUAUUCUAUAGGUGUGAUAGGAUUUACUGUAAAGUUUAUUUGUAAAAGAUGUACACAGUAGAAAUAAAACGUGAUUGAAGAACUUGAGUACUUCAGAAGUGGAAACAAAUUUGAUAUUUAUUUUUAUAAUGAUAUAAAGCUUCUAGUAAUUUAUGCAAGUUGUAUUGCAAUGGAAUCUAAACUUUUUGUAAAUAAAUUCUGCCUGGUUUUUAUUUGAACAUUGCUGGUUAUACAAUCUUUGUUGGUUGUUUAACAUGGAUUCUUUACUAAUUUAUAUCUUAAAUUGUAAAUAAAAACAGACUAGUCUACAGUAAUAUGGUGUUUGGGGCUCAUUUUUCCUAGAAGAGAGAGUUGGGUUUGGAGCCCCCAGGCGAUGAUGACCUCCAGGUGAUCUGACCUCCCCUUCUCAGUGAAAAGCUGUGUGAAAUAAACUCUCCUUUCUUAUGCUUAUUAAAAAGAAAGGCAGACAUAGAAAAAUGCGUGAUAGGAAGAUACAUGUGGUUCUAGAUUAUUUAUAUACAAAUGUAUUGCAAGAAAAUUAAGAUUUUUUUGUGCUCUGAAUAUGCAAAUUACUUGUUAGUGUAAAUUUUUAAAACUAAGCAAAAUAUAAUAAAAUGAUCUGAUACCC
Messenger RNA from Propithecus coquereli (Coquerel's sifaka), 2544 nucleotides. RefSeq names its product iroquois homeobox 2 (gene IRX2). Gene Ontology annotation, biological process: neuron differentiation; regulation of transcription by RNA polymerase II; cell development. Gene Ontology annotation, cellular component: nucleus. Gene Ontology annotation, molecular function: DNA-binding transcription factor activity, RNA polymerase II-specific; RNA polymerase II cis-regulatory region sequence-specific DNA binding. NCBI's taxonomy places the organism in Eukaryota, Metazoa, Chordata, Mammalia, Primates, Indriidae. The record is from RefSeq and is a predicted model, not a curated record. Bases 257 to 1672 code for a protein of 471 amino acids. The transcript has 5 exons.